AUGUUCAGACGGUCUGGAUAUCAAGCUCUUCCACUGGGGGACUUUGACCGUUUCCAGCAGUCCAGCAUUGGAGUCUAUGGAUCUCAGAAGAGCUUAUUUUCCUUUGGGCACAUGCAAGACCCAUGGGACCAGGUCCCGCAAAUGAAAGGUUCCUCCCAGGGCUGGCUGUCAUGGAUUUGCCAUGGGAUUGUCACGUCUUUGGCCAUCCUGCUGAUGGUCAUCACCUUCCCCAUCUCCGGAUGGUUUGUCUUGAAAAUAGUCCCUGCCUACGAGCGAAUUACUGUAUUCCGCUUGUGCCGGAUCCGAGCCCCCCAGGGGCCAGGCGUGGUCCUGCUGUUGCCGUUCAUAGAUCACUGGCAACUAGUAGACUUGAGGACAAGAGCCUUUAAUGUGCCACCGCGUAAGAUUUUCAAAAGCAACCAGUGGUUCUGGGUGCCUGAAUUUGUGGGUAUCCAAGGGAGAUACAGAGAUUUGUGGGAGAUCCAGACGGAAAAGCUGCGGAUUGGGGACCAGCUCCUGCUUGAAAUCAAUGACAUGACCAAGUCUUGGGGCCUGGAAGUGGAUCGGGUUGAGCUGAUUUUGGAGGCAGUGCUGCAACCCUCCCAAGAGAGUCUGUCCGGACAUCUAACCAUGACACCCCUGAUCCCUGGGUUUGAAGGACUAGAUAGCACCAUUCAGCAGCUGGCUGCUCACUUCUUUAGCAACAGCAUGGCGGUGGCAGCAGCAGCUAGUCAUGAGACAGCAGACAGCGUGGUGACAGUGAAUGAGGCAGAACCACCAGCUCCUACCAUCACCAGUAGCAGCAGCAGGAGGAAACCUAGCCCUGAGAAGCUACUGUCAGCUGUGGAGCUGUUCCUGUCUGAGUCCUUGGUCAGCCAAGACGGACUUUCCUACCAGUUCAACAUCAUACUUCUGAGUGGUGCCCGGAGCACCUACUUCAUAGAUCUCACUGCAGGCAGUGGGCGGAUUGGCCUUGGGGACGCUGAGCGCAACCCUGAUGUGAUUCUGGAGAUGACGGAGUCUUUCUUCUCAGGUGAACUUCAUCCUCUGAGUGCCUACAUGAGCGGGAGGUUGCGUGUCAAGGGCGACCUGAGUGUUGCCCUGAAACUGGAGGAGCUCUUCAAGGCAAUGAAACAACAUAGAUAGAGAAAGAGAAUGUGUGUGUGAGUGUGCGCACGCAUAUGUGCAUGUGUGAGAAGGCAGGAGAAGCGAAGAGUCUGGCAGGAGAACCAUCUGAUUGUGAAGGGUGUGAGGAUUCAAGCUCUUCUAUUCUCUAUUUCAUGCUCUGGGGAAUUGAUCAUUGCCCAGGGAAGCAGGAAGACAAAUCCCCUCUUUGAUGGGAUCCCUGGGGUGCAGCCUGGGACCACUGUACCCCCUUAACUCUCCAGCCUGGGCUGUCUCUCACAAUGCUUUGCUAAUGACAAGUAGCAAACUCCGCUAGGUGCUGUGAUCACUCAGCACAACUGCAUGUGGAACCCCACACGCAGAUAAAUUGCAUGAAUGCUCCCAGAGCCACUCAUGAAUCACAGAGAAAGGCACCAGCCGAAUCCCCCCAGCUCCUAGCACUGUAAUUCAAGAAUAUACCAUCUUGCACUGCUCAAGACGAGCAGUGCAAGUUUAUUAAUUGGUUUGCCACUUCAAUGGAAAGUGGAUAUACACCAGCCUUUGCAAACCUGAGCAGAUUUACCAAACACUUCAAGCAAAUUCACUGGUAAAGAUAAACAGUAAAAGAAGUUUAUUGACUACAAAAAAUAGAUUUUAAGUGAUAAGCAAAAAGUCAGAGUUAGUUACCAAAAUAAAAUAAAAUAUAAGCAUGCAGUCUAAACUCUCAACUCUAUUAGACUGGGUAUUAUCUAGAUUAAGCAGUUUUUCUCACCCCCCUGGAUAUUGCAGUUCAUAGUACACAGGUUUCACCCUUGAAACCUUGGCCAGUCUCCUCUGUUGGAGUCUUCAGUCUCCUGAGCAUCCUGGCUGCUUGCAGCAUAGGUGGGGGAAG
Emys orbicularis (European pond turtle) is the source of this 1996-nucleotide messenger RNA. It is a transcript of the gene STOML1, whose product is annotated as stomatin like 1. Gene Ontology annotation, cellular component: plasma membrane. NCBI's taxonomy places the organism in Eukaryota, Metazoa, Chordata, Testudines, Emydidae. The record is from RefSeq and is a predicted model, not a curated record.